Anopheles aquasalis is the source of this 4353-nucleotide messenger RNA. RefSeq lists its product as uncharacterized. NCBI's taxonomy places the organism in Eukaryota, Metazoa, Arthropoda, Insecta, Diptera, Culicidae. The record is from RefSeq and is a predicted model, not a curated record.
AUGGACAAGAAGCUGAAGGCCGCUCAGCUAAAGCGGCGAUGUGCGGUGGAAGGGCUGAAGACGCUGGAGCGUUUUCAGGAAACGUUCCGAGAGGAAGACGCGACACAGGUGCCCGACGCGAUGGCGGAUUUGGACCGCUACAAAGAGGAGUUCGUCGCUGCAAUGGCGAAGCUCGAGGAGCUGGAGGAUGGCGCGGAAGCGAUCGACGCCCUGAUUCUCGAAAGAGUUCACUUCGACGGUCGGGUUCGCGCACUGCGAGCAUUCCUCCGGGGCAAGAGGCCGAAGGACGCAGCCACAGACCACGACUCCUCAGGGUUAGCGAACUCGACGAGUUUCGCGUUUGGCCGGCCGAACGCACCGAACAUUCGGCUUCCCAAAAUCGAGCUGCUAUCCUUCGACGGUGACGCUACGAAAUGGCUGUCCUUCCGCGACAGAUUCGUAGCGAUGAUCGACGCAUCCAUGGAUCUGCCAGCGAUCGCCAAGCUGCAGUACUUACUAUCAUCGCUGAAGGGAGACGCGGCAGUACCGUUUGAGCAUGUUACGCUCACGGAGGAAAAUUACACGUCGACAUGGCAAGCGUUGCUCAAGAGGUACGACAACGCCCGGCUACUCAUCCGUGAGUACUAUCAUCAGUUGCACCAGCUCCCGGCUGUGCGUUCGGAAGGGCCCAACCAAUUGAUGCAGCUGAUCGACGAGUUCUCGCGGCACGUGAACGGAUUGGUGAAGUUGGGAGAGCCGGUAGCGCAGUGGGACACGCCUUUGACGAGCCUCCUUCUCAUGAAAUUGGACGAUGCCACUGUCUUAGCUUAUGAGAAGCAUUCGGUUCACUUCGCCAAGGAUCGCUACGAGGUGCUUAAGCAGUUUGUGGAAGAUCGGAUACAGAUCCUAACGGCCUCGUCUAGAUUCAGUGAAGAUCGCGACAGGAGAGGAGCACCGAAGACGAGUCAGGUUAAGGUGGCCGGCACACACCGGCAAGGUUCAUCACGCCACACGGUGUCCAAUGCUGCCACGGCCUCAUCAUCGGGACGGAACCAGUCAACGGUCCAGCAGUCAAGGUGUCCGGUAGGCUGUGCGACGCCUCAUUCUCUGCGAGACUGCCCGGAAUUCAUUGGCAAGGACCCGCAGCAGCGUCGGGAGCUCGUGCAGGCGAAAGGGGUCUGUUGGAACUGCCUAAGCCAGGGCCAUCAGGUAAGAGCGUGUCAGUCGACGUAUACAUGCCGGAUCUGUCGUGAGCGGCAUCACACGCUGCUGCAUGUGGCUGCAGAUACGUCACGAGUCUCGUUGUCGGUCCUAUCUGGCGACGAACGAGUCUUAUUGGAAACGGUCAUCGUUGACAUCGUCGAUGACUACGGCGGUAUUCAUGAAGCACGAGCGCUACUCGACUCUGGUUCGAUGGUCAAUUUCAUUUCAUCAUCGCUGGCUCGUCGCCUGACCACGCAGCGGUACAAGGUGGACAUCGCAAUCUCAGGCAUUGGGCAGGCCGCUCAGCGGGUGAAAGGUGCCAUCGUAGCAACGAUUCAGUCGAAAAUCAAGCCGCAUGCAUCGGAGUUGGAAUUCCUCGUGUUGGAUGCGCCUGCUGCGGACGUUCCCACAUUGCCGAUCGACGUAUCGAGAUGGCAUCUACCGGAUGUGCCCCUGGCCGACCCGGCUUUCAAUCUUCCCGGCAGGAUCGACCUAGUUAUCGGUGGCGAUGCGUAUUGGGAGCUUCAUUCCGGUCGCAAGCGGUCCUUAGGCAAGGACAGACCAUGGUUGAUUGAGACUCCAUUCGGUUGGGUGAAAGUUCGGUAUGCGGAGCGCACUUCAUCAGCUGUGUGUCAGCUAUCGGCGACCAGUUCGGCGCUGGAGGCAGCUAUGGAACGGUUCUGGUCCAGCGAAACGGUCACGGAGGAUACGGGGCUCUCAGUGGAGGAGGAGCUAUGCGAGAGCAUCUAUGCUGCCACUACAACGCGCAACUCUGAUGGACGGUACGUAGUCAAGUUUCCUCAGACCACAGACUCGAGCAUCGUGUUGGGAACAUCCAAGCAGAUCGCGGAUCGGCGGCUUCUAGCACUGGAACGUCGUCUGAAAUGUAAUCCUGUAAUGACAGAGGCGUACAGUCAGUUCAUGGAUGAAUACGAGCAGUUAGGGCACAUGAAGAGGUUAACGGAACCGAUUGAUGAUUCUGCGCCUCACUACUACUUGCCCCACCAUGCGGUGGUAAAGGAAACCAGCACGACUACGAAGGUGAGAGUCGUCUUCGACGCGUCGUGCAAGACUACGUCCGGGUUUUCGUUGAACGAUGUGCUGCUGGUGGGACCGGUUAUCCAACAGGACCUCUAUGCUAACAUGCUUCGGUUUCGUUCACGACCUAUCGCUCUCGUCGCGGAUGUGGAAAAAAUGUAUCGGCAAGUUCUGCAUGAAGCUAGUGAUAGACGAUUUCUGCGAAUUCGGUACAGGAGAGAUCAAUCGGAUCCGAUCCGCACGUACGAAUUACUGACGGUAACUUACGGCACCGCUUCAGCCCCAUUCUUGGCUACCAGGACUCUGAAACAGGUGGCAAUAGACCACAAGGAACAAUACCCUCGUGCGACCGGGCCAGUGAUGCACGAUUUUUACGUCGACGAUCUGUUGACGGGAACGGAGAGUGUGGCAGACGCUGUAGCUGUGCGGAACGACAUUUCUUUGAUGUUGCAGGCAGGCGGCUUCACAUUGAUGAAAUGGGCGUCUAACGUGCCCGAGGUGUUGGCUGGAGUGCCUAAGGAGGAUUUGGCGAUUCAGUCGGCGGUUGAAUGGAGGGACACUGACACGGUGUCCACGCUAGGGCUCAUUUGGGAACCUGCCGGCGACCACUUGAGAUUCAGGAUAGAGGUUCCAACCGUCGCGCCGGUUCUCACCAAACGGCUGGUCCUAUCAUACAUUGCGCGGGUCUUCGACAUUCUUGGGCUGUUGGGGCCAACUAUCUUGGUCGCUAAGCUGUUUAUGCAGAAGUUGUGGACAUCUAAGAUCGACGGAAGGGAGUUGGAUUGGGACACCGCGUUGCCAUCUCCGCUUGACGCGGAAUGGAGGAGACUCCAUUUGGCGUUGCCUACGCUUCAGCAGCUUAAGGUGCCACGGUUUGCGUCGCUUCCGCGGGCAUCGAACGUCCAACUGCAUGCGUUCGCGGAUGCGUCGCACAACGCAUAUGGUGCCUGCAUCUUCAUUCGGGCAGAGGUGGACCACGUCGUGUCAGUACAGUUGCUUACGGCAAAAUCCAAGGUGGUGUCACUCUCCAACUCACACUCGAUUGCCAGGCUAGAGCUUUGCGGCGCACGAUUGGCGACACAACUCGUGCAGAAGGUGCAACGUUCAUUUGCGGAGUCAUGGCGUGUACAGUAUUGGACGGACUCAAUGACGGUACUACAUUGGCUGAAUUCACCGCCACGACGCUGGAAGCCGUUCGUCUGCAAUCGAGUAGCUCAGAUACAGAAGGGUACAAAGGCUUCCAGUUGGAAUCACGUUCUGGGGGUGGACAAUCCCGCAGAUGACAUCUCACGGGGGCUACUUCCCGACAAGCUGCUAGAAUGUCGUCGUUGGUGGCAUGGGCCAGAGUGGUUGGCGCACCCAGAGGCUUGUUGGCCUGCAAAGGCGAUUGCUACGGAUGAAGACGUCGGCCAGGGCGAAGAACGAGCUGAUCCGGAGCUGGUUGCGGCGACGUCCACGGUCGUGGGCUUCACUACGCAGCUGUUUUCGAGGUUUUCAACGUACUCCAAGCUUCAGCGGGCCACGGCAUAUUGGCAGCGGUACAUUCGGAGACGGCAGGAGGCGACAACUGGCAACAACAAACCAUCGAACGGCUUGUGGACACCGCUAACAAGGGAUGAGCUUCUCCAGGCAGACCUCAAACUAUGCCAGUUGGCACAGUCCUUUCUUGAGGAAAUUCAGGCGGCUAAAGGUGGUCGAGAGAUGCCACGCAGCUCCCGGCUGAAGUGGUUGGCGCCGUUUUUGGACGAAGCAGACGAGGAGUGCGAUAUCACGGUACUGUUGGAACCACAUCAGCAAAACGGAGGCGAGUCGGUGAUCGAUGUCACCUUUUGUAGUGCGGACCUGGCUUCUGAGGCGCAGUGGCGUGUUAGCGACCAGUGCACGUUUAGUGAACACUUUGCCCUGCUGUAUUCACUACAUCGAGCAUCACCUGCCGUGGUCCUCAUUCUCCCGACACCAAAGCCCGUCGAAGUGAUCAAGUCCACGGGCUGGAAAACCGGACUGUUCCAUCGAGAGCUGUUCGUGGACGCUUUCCGGCACAACGGUAGCGGCGAACGCCUCAGUGCUCUGGCCGAUGUGAUGGCCACGGCUUGUGACGUUGCGAUACCGAGAUUUUUUAAGUUGAAAAAGUGA